This is a messenger RNA of Macadamia integrifolia, 2950 nucleotides long. RefSeq names its product polyadenylate-binding protein-interacting protein 7-like. The record is from RefSeq and is a predicted model, not a curated record. The transcript is spliced from 6 exons. NCBI's taxonomy places the organism in Eukaryota, Viridiplantae, Streptophyta, Magnoliopsida, Proteales, Proteaceae. The coding region runs from base 365 to 1846 and encodes 493 amino acids.
GAGCAGGCAGACAGAGAGAGAGGGAGAGGGAGAGAGUCGUCAAAUCGAGUGGCGAAGGGGUGGGGUUUCGUAUGAAGCUCCUUUCCGUGGUGGUGGUGGUCGCGAAGAGGGUUUGAAAGGAGAAAGAGAAGCAGCGAAGAAGACUGGUUGAAGAAGCUCAAGAGCAGACGAAGAUCACAUCCUGGACUACUUAUAUAUAUGUUCUUAUAGUUUCUCUCGUUCUCUCUCCUUCAUCGAUGAAUCAAUUUGAUUCGGUCAUACCUACAAUCGAGCUUCCGAAAGGUUUUGGGUGAUUCUUGCUGCGAGCUUCUGUUUUCUGUACACUUUUACAUGUACAGAGUGCUAUUUUGUUCAAUUUCAAAUAAUGAUGAGCUUGUCCAGAAAAGUUAUCUCAACCAAUGACACAAAACUGAAUGCCCCUUGUAAGACAACUUCUCUGAAUCCUAACGCAGCGGAGUUCAUUCCUUUUGCCCUUAGAUCUUCAUCUGGAAACCUUGGCUCUGCAGAGGUGACAGCGAGGCUUGAUGCCUCUGAAACUUCUGGAAAAACAGUGUUACAUCGAUCAGAGUCCACUGUUUCUAAUAACUCUGAUGAUGAAGUCCAUCAGUACUGGCGCCGCCAGCUCCCUGAUGAUAUUACUCCAGACUUCAAGUUCAUGGGAGAAGAUGAGUCGCAAGGACCUGAAAGCCUUACUAUCUCUAGUUUGUCCAUUAACGAUGGGAGUGAUACCUCCAGGUUCUCUCUAUCUACAGGCAGUGGACAGAUAUUAGGCAAGCCACAUGAAUUAUCUCCUCAUGGUAAUGAUAAUGACACUAUGAUUGAAAAGAUAAGAUAUUCCAUUCCAUCAUAUGCAGAAGAUCAAUCUUCAGCAGCUUUUCUGAAUUUUCCAACAGGAUUCAUAAAUGGUGAUCAGCACCUUGGCAGUAAGGGAAGGGAUGAGUUCACUUACAAUGGAAACCCCGGCUCUGGAUUCAUAAAUGAUACUUUGAACGAGCAUGGGUUUUUGGAGGAUAAUGACGUCAAUCCUGGGGAAUUUUUGGCUUCUCAAUUCCCUGGUUUUGCUGCUGAAAGCCUUGCAGAGGUCUAUUAUGCCAAUGGGUGUGAUUUGAACUUGACAAUUGAGAUGCUGACUCAACUUGAGCUUCAAGUUGACGGUGCUUUUAAUCAGAACCUGAACUCAAAACCCAUGUCGGCUCCAAGCCUGAGUCCAAUGGAUUUUCCUGCACUUACUGCUCCUGAUGGUCAAAAUGGUUUGCCAAAAUAUGCUGGUGAUGAUAUACAGCAAUCUACAAAUCCAUACCGGUCUUCUGACAAGGACACCAUUCUUUUCUUCAAGUCCAGCUCUACAACCCCAUCUAGAGGUGCUAUUGAUUUUGCUUCAGCUGUUAGGAAAUUAGCAUCUCAGGAUUCUGGUCACUGGAAGUAUGAGAGAAAUAGUUCUUCAGAUACCUCUGUUGGCUCAAGUAGAAGUUCCCAUAACUUAGGUAGCUCUUAUAGUGGCAGUCAUGGGAGGUCCAUUCAUGGCGACCGAUUGCAAAAUCAUGGUUCAACUCGGGGAGCUUCUUGGCUUGAGACUGGAGAUGCAGUUGCAAAUAUGUACUCAGAGCUUAGGGGAGAAGCUCGUGAUCAUGCACGCCUUCGUAAUGCGUACUUUGAUCAGGCACGCCAGGCAUAUAUCAUUGGCAACAAGGCUUUAGCAAAAGAAUUAAGUGUGAAAGGACAGCUGCACAACAUGCAUAUGAAGGCAGCUCAUGGAAAAGCUCAAGAGUCCAUUUAUCGACAAAGUUGUCGCUGGUUCGAGAUAGGAAACAGCCUCUCUGUGUGUGGAAGGCUGCAUACAUUAUGACGCUCCCCAGAUCCUGCAGUGGCAGGAGCCUCGUGCACUGGGUACACCCUUUUUUAUUGAUCAUUGAUCAUUGUCCUUUGAAUUUUUUCAAAUUUUCUGAUGACUUGCCAAGAUGCAAUUUUACCUAGUGUCAUGGCUCCUUGAUAUAGAAGGAGAGGCUAUGUUCUAUGUUAAUCAUUGGCGUCUUUUCUGUCUUAAUUUGGCUAUGUUUUAUGUAAAUAAUUGUAUCUUUUCUUUGUUUAGCUUUUGUUUCUGAAUGUGACUUUUUUGGCUAUGUUCUAUGUUAAUCAUUGGCGUCUUUUCGGUCUUAAUUUGGCUAUGUUUUAUGUAAAUAAUUGUAUGUUUUCUUUGUUUAGCUUUUGUUUCUGAAUGUGACUUUUUUGUUUUUUGUGUUUUUGGGGUGGGGGAGGGGGUGUGUGAUGAGGUUGAAUCUUUACAAGGAGUCAACAUUCAUGUAAUGGUCAUUUAAAUGUUGUAAUUGCAUUCAUGAUGUUGAAUUACAUGUCAUUGUGUGCUCAUUUGAUCAUCUUAUAUUAGUUAUGCUCUCGGUCCUUCGCUUUACCUGGUAUAUCUGGCGGUUAUUGGUGGGGUACCAUGAAGGAGAUCUUUGAUAAUAUUGUUACUCAAUUUGUGUUCAUGCCAAUUGGGUUCUCGGGAGUACUUUCUGUCUUAUCUUAGCAUAGGUGUAUCCUAGUUGGGGGUUCCACAGCUUGGCAUUCUAUGACAGUCAGUAUGUUGAAGCUUUGGUGGUUCUCAUAUGCCAUUGCAGUCCCCGAGAAGGAUAUGAUGACUUGUGGUGGAGAGGCAAAUAUAUGUUGGUUACCAUAUGGUGGUGGGUGGUUUUGGCUUGGAGAACACCGAGAAGCCUACUUUGAUCUUUGGCUGCCCGUUUGCAUGUCUAGAGAACAGAUCAGGGCGGAACUCUCGGAAUUGCCCUGAAACCUAAUGCAUGGUUAUUUGGCUGUGUAAGAAUGAUGGGCUUGCAUUGCACGACAAUGCAGUGUUGCUUCCAUGUGCUAUGGGGAUGGCAUUUGAAUGUGUAUGCAUCCUUUGUAUUCUUCAUUCAUGACCUCAGUAAAUGUGUGAAGGUGGUUUGUUAAAAAA